ACACACACACACACACACACACGUGCGCGCGCCUCCUAAAGAAGAAAGCCCUACUUUGCCCGUAAUGGAUUCAACAACUUGAUGAUUCCUCCUUCGCCUGUCGGCGCACAGACCUGACGAGCUGCUGCUGAAUUGCCACACUGCAGUGCAGCACUUGGUGAGCGACCUUAUUCCAACCACGCAACGCGAGAAAGAAAGCCUGCCGGUAAUUUGCGUGGAUUAUCUUUUUUUCCCCUUUUUUUUUUUUUUUUUUUUUUUUUGCGGGUCGCCCUUUUGGCAGUCAGCGCCACUGCGGUCUGUCGCUGGGCGAUAGAAGCUAACUAGCUAAGCUUUGCAUUGAAACAGACGCGAUUUUUGGCUAACAGUUAGCCAAGACAGGAAAAAAAAAAUCACUUCGGCUUUUCUCACCUGCAACGUUUGUUCUUUACAAAGUUUUAUAUUUCCUGCUUUCUUCUAGGACUCGAUAUUUCGGACUUGUCCUGUCAGAGUCAGGGAAUAACUUUGGCCUGAAAGUUUUUUUGGACCUUGGGACCUAAACCCGAAACCUAAGGGGAACAUCUGUUGGUACAAAAAGGAACCCUGAAACGGCUUUUUUUGGGAUGCCUGUGGAUAUAACAUUGGAUAAAUAUCUAUUUUUCAUGAAGAACUAAAGCUGCCUUGUCUUAUUAAAACUCAACCGUUGCUCAACUCUCAGCCCUCAAGCUAACACAACAAGUUAGCUGUCCCACAAACGUCCCGGUACCCACUCGCCAAAACUCUUCUCCUCUCUAUAAAUAUAUUUAAUUUGGACCUGGAUGUUUUUAAACCGAGCAACAAGCUGAGGGAAAAAAAGGACACCAGCUUUUUUUCCUUCGCUGUUGCCCGUUGACAAACAUGGGACACGCAGUUGCUACAAGCUAGUCGCUAGCUAGCUGGCUAACUCUUCCCUGCUAGCCGCUGAUGUGGGAUUCAACUUGUUGAUUCAACGGGGGACAUCUGUUGGAAGUUUGCCCUCCACCAUUACAUACUGGGCUUUUAAAUGAACAAAAGAAGCUGAUCGAUCGGCCUUCCUUCACGGUUUUCUCCGAUUGUUUGGAACAAUUGAAUAAAGAUGUCAACAAGGCCCUCACAGGGGCAAGUCAUUGAGAUUUCCACAGGGCAGGAGACGAAGUCAUCUGGUCGAUACAGCAUGUCCCGAAUGAACUCGGGAUCCACGGCCACGUCAGAAGAACAGCCCCACAUCGGUAACUAUCGGUUACUGAAAACCAUCGGUAAAGGCAACUUCGCCAAGGUCAAACUGGCACGACAUGUCCUCACUGGAAAAGAGGUGGCUGUAAAGAUCAUAGAUAAGACACAACUCAACUCCUCCAGUUUGCAAAAGCUCUUUCGGGAGGUGAGAAUCAUGAAGAUGCUGAAUCAUCCCAACAUAGUCAAGCUCUUUGAGGUGAUAGAGACGGAGAAGACUUUGUACCUGGUAAUGGAGUAUGCUAGCGGAGGAGAGGUGUUUGAUUAUCUGGUGGCCCAUGGCAGGAUGAAGGAAAAAGAAGCACGUGCCAAAUUUAGACAGAUCGUGUCAGCAGUGCAGUAUUGCCAUCAGAAAUGUAUAGUACACAGAGACCUCAAGGCGGAAAACCUCCUGCUGGACGCAGACAUGAACAUAAAGAUAGCCGAUUUUGGCUUCAGUAAUGAGUUUACGUUGGGGAACAAGCUGGACACUUUCUGUGGCUCCCCACCCUACGCAGCUCCAGAGCUCUUCCAGGGCAAGAAGUACGAUGGACCUGAGGUGGAUGUCUGGAGCCUGGGGGUGAUCCUCUACACGCUGGUCAGCGGCUCGCUGCCCUUUGACGGACAAAACCUCAAGGAGUUGAGAGAGCGUGUGCUGCGUGGUAAAUACAGGAUUCCUUUCUACAUGUCCACCGACUGUGAGAACUUGCUGAAGAAGUUUUUGAUCCUAAAUCCUUCCAAAAGAGGCAGCCUCGAGCAGCAGAUAAUGAGGGACAGAUGGAUGAAUGUGGGCUACGAAGAGGAUGAACUCAAACCCUACAUCGAACCUCAGCCAGAUUAUAAAGAUCCUAAGAGAACAGGUUUUGAUGUGUUUGCAGAUAAAAUGUUGAGGAUGGGAUAUUCUCAAGAGGAGAUCCAGGAUUCUUUGGUGAACCAGAAGUACAAUGAAGUUAUGGCGACGUACCUGCUUCUAGACUAUAGGAACUCUGAGCUGGAUGAACUACCCCUCAAAGCAAGGCCAGGAGCUGAUCUCAGCAACACAAACGCCCCGUCUCCACCUCACAGGGUACAGCGAAGUGUGUCGUCAAACCAGAAGGCUCAGAAUCGCAGAACCACUGAGCAGGGCUCCUCCUACUCCAGGAGGGGAGGCCAGUCAGACAACCGAUCGACAGCGGAGGAUUCUGGGGGAAAAAGCUCAUCAGGCAGCUCCACCACCAGGGUCGGGGCCAGUCCGCUGGUCCCAUCAGAUCGUAAAAAGAGUGCUACGCCUUCCACUAAUAGCAUCCUUUCCACCGGUACCAGCCGUAGUCGGAACUCUCCAGUGACUGAGAGAGCCACACUUGGUCAGAGCAUUCAGAACGGCAAGGAUAGCCUAAACACUCCGGGCUCCCGAGCCUCCACUGCCUCAGCUGCCGCCGUCCUCUCCUCCUCCUCGCGUCCCCAUCACCAAAAGUCCCUGUCCACCUCCAAUCAUCCAUGCCCCUCUGACCUGCACGCACCACGGUCCAGUGCCGCGUCACAACGGACGCCUGGUGCCUCACCGUCGGCCCACAACAUCAGCAGCGCCACUGUGUCGGACCGAACCAACUUCCCUAGAGGCGGGGUCAUCCGCAGCACGUUCCACGCGGGUCAGCAACGGGGCGCCCGCGACCAGCAGGGCUCCGCUUACCCCGGGGGACCCGCAUCCCCAUCCCUGUCGCAUGGCAACAGCCAGGCCCGUCGGACACACGGCGCCACUGGGAUUUUCAGCAAGUUCACAUCCAAGUUUGUACGCAAAAAUCUCUCGUUAAGGUUUCAAAAAAGGAGUCCGUAUGAGGGAGAGGGUCGGGAUGAGGGCAGCAGAUCCGUGCUAAGCAGUACUGUAGACAAGUCUGAGAAGACCUCCGGCGGCGUUCUGUCCUCCUCAUCCAACAAUGAAGAGAACUCCUCGCCGGGGUCCGGAAACACGGGUGGCACCGGCACCCCUCCGGCCAACGCCAGCCAGAAGGACUCCGCCAAGCCGCGCUCCCUGCGCUUCACCUGGUCCAUGAAGACCACGUCGUCCAUGGAGCCCUCGGAGAUGAUGCGCGAGAUCCGAAAGGUGCUCGACUCCAACAGCUGCGAGUAUGAGCUGCGUGAGCGCUACAUGCUGCUGUGCGUGUCGGGCAACCCGGCGCACGACGACUUUGUCCAGUGGGAGAUGGAGGUGUGCAAGCUGCCGCGGCUCUCCCUCAACGGCGUGCGCUUCAAGCGCAUCUCGGGCACGUCCAUUGCCUUCAAGAACAUUGCUUCAAAGAUUGCCAAUGAGCUGAAACUGUGAGCAGAGAGAAAGAUGAUGCUGUAGUUUGUUUUUGUUUUGUUUGUUUUUUUGGGUGGGGGGGGUUAGCUGAAGGUUGGGGUCACUUUAAAACAUGAUUGUUGUUUAGACUAAAGUCUGAAGUAGGGCUGCGACUAGAAACCUUUCUGAUGGAGAUCUGCUCAGAGCCGACUUCCUCUGAGGUGUGAAGGACUUUCAGACGCCGCUCUUCUCUCCUGGGGGGGGGGGGGUCUCUCAUCCACUAAGACGUUCCACUCUUCUGCAUGUCUGAUCUUCUCUCUGAUUAUUUUUUUAUUUUUUGUUAGGAGGCACUUUGAUCACUUGGACCACUCCAGUUUUUCCUCCUUGUAUUUAUUCAGUUUCUGCACGGUUCUGCUGCCAAGUCUCUUUGGAUGGAAGUGGGAGGGGUCGCACUAAAGUGGGAGGGGGUUUUUGCCGAGCCUUAUUUUAGUACCGACUUGGUUCACGUUUGCUCCGAUGGUCCCAAAAAGUGAACAGACUGAGCCACAAACGCACCGAUUGGACGGCCUCUGUGACGGACCCCCCCUCUGCUCCUGCCCCCCAACAGCACAAACACAUCUGGACUUUCAACCUUCUCACUCCGUUUCUUAGUUUAGUCGCUCAGACUUGAUGUCGCCAUCUUUGUUUUUUGUUUUUUAAGUGGCUUUUUAAGAGUUGUGCACUGGAACAAGAUUGGAGGGGGGGGUUAAGUUGCCUUUAGUAGAACAAUUUAAUUAUGGGGUUAUGUUUUUGUUUUUUAAAAUCAUGCUCACAUGAUUUAUUUGUACUGUUAAGCCCCUAAAGUCCCCCCCCCCCACCCCUACGGCUGGUUGGCAUCACGCCUUCAUAUCCAGAAUGUCAGCCUCUUCCUCUCCCAUCUUCCUCCUGCUUGUUCAAACGUCCCAAAGAGCAAAACUCACAGGAAAAGUCAUCUUUUAUUUUUUCUUUAUUCUGGAGGAUGUGUUAUAAAGAAGAUCACUGGAAGAAAAAAAAAAAAGAAACAAAAAAAAAAGAUAAUUGACGACGAAUGGUUAAUUAUUUUCCUCUACUUUUUGAUUUGAUAAUAUAUUUUUGUGUAGUUGAAAUUAUUGGGGCUUUGUACAGAUUUUUGCGAGGGGGGGGGGAUUUGGAUCAUAUCAUUGCUGCCUUUAUUUUUAUUUUUUUUGAGGGUGUACUGCACCUUUAACGGCUCAGAUUUAACUCCAACCCUCCCUGGAUUAUUGAUCUAUUUAAUGAUGAUGGUGGUGGUGAUGAUGAUGAUGACUACUGCUGGUUUAUUUUGUUUUUUUUGGGCCUUUUUUUUUAUAUUAUUUUUACUUCAUUAAAGGAGGCCUUUGUUGGUCCAGAAUGGCUUGAAGUAGAUAGAGAAAGUUUAGUUUCUCUCAUAUCGGAGCACCCGUUCGGGCUCUGGGGGGG
This is a messenger RNA of Cyprinodon variegatus (sheepshead minnow), 4915 nucleotides long. It is a transcript of the gene mark2b, whose product is annotated as MAP/microtubule affinity-regulating kinase 2. Gene Ontology annotation, cellular component: cytoplasm. The transcript is spliced from 21 exons. NCBI's taxonomy places the organism in Eukaryota, Metazoa, Chordata, Actinopteri, Cyprinodontiformes, Cyprinodontidae. The coding region runs from base 1091 to 3502 and encodes 803 amino acids. Gene Ontology annotation, molecular function: ATP binding; protein serine/threonine kinase activity; tau-protein kinase activity. The record is from RefSeq and is a predicted model, not a curated record. Gene Ontology annotation, biological process: microtubule cytoskeleton organization; intracellular signal transduction; protein phosphorylation.